This is a messenger RNA of Vicia faba (fava bean), 570 nucleotides long. Lineage: Eukaryota; Viridiplantae; Streptophyta; Magnoliopsida; Fabales; Fabaceae. The record is from the annotation of a GenBank genome assembly.
AUGCAACUAUGGCAAUUGGAGACACUUUUAUUACAAAAGGAUGCAUACAUCGGCUACAGCCGGGCUCUAAGCUACCCAAGUCAAGCUUUGAACGAGAACCCAAAAGGACUAUGGAGGAUAAGUCUCAUUGGUAGGAUGAGCUGCAGUUAUGGAUGUUUGCAGACAAUUGCUGCGGCCAUAGUUAUUGGAGUUACACUUCAUGUCAGGAAUCACCUUACAUGUGAUUUUCCAAGACUUGUAAAUUCCUCUGAAGAGGAGUAUAAGAAGUAUUUAAAUGGUGCAUUUGGUGAUCAUAAACCCAGUUAUGGAGAUCUUGUUUUAGGGAUUGAGGGUUUGACUGGAAUUUUGAUGGUUUCAAUGCCGUUUGGUAUUCACUAUCUAUUUGUCAUUGUCUAUAUGCUGCUCAUCAUUCACGGAAUAAACCUUUGCCUCGAUCGUGAAUGGACCCAUCAAACGACAUGGAUGUAUCUUGUAGUUCCAAUCUUACUUUAUGCAGGAGAAAGAACACUCCGAUUCUUCCGUUCUGAUUUAUAUUCAGUCAAUCUUAUAAAGGCGAGCACACAAUUCUAA